Molecule: messenger RNA, 2548 nt
Organism: Anoplophora glabripennis (Asian longhorned beetle)
Lineage: Eukaryota; Metazoa; Arthropoda; Insecta; Coleoptera; Cerambycidae
Product: glucose dehydrogenase [FAD, quinone]
Exons: 9
Coding region: 317-2200 (627 amino acids)
Molecular function (GO): oxidoreductase activity, acting on CH-OH group of donors; flavin adenine dinucleotide binding
Source: RefSeq, a predicted model, not a curated record
UAUCUUCCUCUAGUGUCGCAAUAGCUUAACAAGAACUCAGUCAAGUUCAAGAUCGACUUUGCACUAUUUAAUUUCUCUUAUUUUUCUUGAAGGUUUUCAUUUCGUGACAAUUUUCCGAAUUAUGUGUAUAUCUAUGAAGAAACUGGAGUGCUACAUCAUGCUGAAGUUAUGUGCCCGGUGAAAAUUAGUUUACUUUUAAUGAUAGUUUGAAAACUGAUGGUGUGUUUCAAGAGAAAAACAUUUUUUUCGCUGUGUUGAGAUUGGUUUUAAAAAAUUUAAAUUAGAAGAAAUAUAGGUUUCAACCAUCUAUUAAGUGAUGAGUGCGAUAGCGGCGCCCUUGUAUGGGCUGGGAGCGACGGCGGCAUCAAACUUGGCCAUUUUCCUGCCAGCUCUGGUGGCUGCCAUAGCCUACUUCCAGUACGAACAACUGGAUCCAGAGAGCAGGCCCAUAGAUGUACAAGAAGACGAACUCCUGGAAAGGUACGACUUCAUAGUGGUCGGGGCAGGAUCCGCAGGGGCCGUGGUGGCUAAUCGACUGAGCGAGGUAGACAGCUGGAAUGUGUUGUUAUUAGAAGCCGGAGGAGACGAAACUGAAAUUUCCGACGUCCCUUUGAUGGCGGCCUACCUGCAACUAUCCGCCCUAGACUGGAAAUAUAAAAGCGAACCUCAAGGGCAGGCAUGUCUAGCGAUGAACAACGGCAGAUGCAACUGGCCCAGGGGCAAAGUUAUAGGCGGCUCGUCUGUCCUCAACUACAUGCUGUAUUUGCGCGGCAACAAGAAGGACUACGACAUCUGGGAGUCCCUGGGGAAUCCAGGAUGGGGUUCUCAGGAUGCCCUGUACUACUUCAAGAAGUCGGAGGAUAACCAGAACCCGUACCUGGCCCGUACGAUCUAUCACGGAACUGGGGGGUAUUUGACGGUGUCCGAGGCCCCCUAUCACACGCCGCUGGUGGCAGCGUUCGUAGAGGCUGGGAGGCAGUUGGGAUACAAGAACAGGGACAUCAACGGGAAGUACCAGACUGGUUUCAUGAUGGCACAAGGAACUGUUAGGAGAGGUUCGAGGUGUUCUACUGGCAAGGCCUUCCUAAGGCCAGUGAGGCUUCGGGGAAACCUUCACGUGGCCAUGAAGGCUCACGUCACCAGAGUCCUGAUAGAUCCCUUGUCGAAAGUUGCCUACGGAGUCGAAUUUGUACGGAACGGCAAACUCCACAGAGUUCGCGCUACCAAAGAGGUCAUCCUAUCCGCGGGUGCUGUCAAUUCUCCCCAACUUCUGAUGUUGUCAGGAGUUGGGCCCAGAGCCGACCUGGAGCAGCUCAAGAUCCCGGUCGUACAGGACCUGAAAGUGGGCCAUAAUCUGCAGGACCACAUAGGUCUCGGUGGUCUCACAUUUCUGAUCAACAAAGAAGACUCCAUCACAUUGGACAGGGUGUACUCAGUCGGCCCCCUGAUGCAGUACGCCAUCUUCGGCGGCGGCCCGCUUACCAUCAUGGGCGGCGUGGAGGGCCUCGCCUUCGUCAACACCAAGUACGCCAACGCCUCCGAGGACUUCCCCGACAUCGAGUUCCACUUCGUCUCCGGGUCGACGCACAGCGACGCUGGCGCCCAAAUCAAGAAGGCGCACGGCCUCUCGGACGACUUCUACGAUAGGGUGUUCAAGCCCAUCAACAACAGGGACGCGUGGAGCGUUAUUCCCAUGUUGUUGAGACCCAAGAGCAGAGGGUUUAUAAAACUGCGCAGCAAGAGGCCUUUCGACCCUCCACUGAUCUACCCGAACUACUUCCAAGACGACUUCGACAUGAAGACGCUGAUAGAGGGCGCUAAGAUCGGCGUGGCGCUGAGUCAGACGCCGGCCUUUAAGUCGUACGGCAGCAGGUUGCACGAGUUUCCCGAUUGCGAGCACAUCCCCAGGUACACCGACCCCUACUGGGAGUGCAUGAUUAGAUUGUACACGGUCACUAUAUAUCAUCCUGUAGGUACGUGCAAAAUGGGACCCUAUUGGGACCAGGACGCCGUAGUGGAUUCGCAGCUGAGGGUGUACGGUAUCAAAGGGCUGAGGGUGAUAGACGCCUCCAUCAUGCCAAACCUGGUGAGCGGGAACACCAAUGCGCCCGUCAUCAUGAUUGGGGAGAAGGGGGCCGACCUAGUGAAAGAGUUUUGGACGAAAACCGCGAAAUAUAAGAGAAAUUACAGGGGGAUUUGAGCGCGGGGUGGUACGGCACGAUGUAUAAGUGUAGUGCGUGAGCCGUGUUGUUUUUUUUUUUAUUCGGAACUGGUUUUAAUACAGCUAAAUUAGGUUUUGACUGAUUCUUACGUAAACAAAUGUAACAAUACUCGUUGUAUAAAAGAUCAAAACAUAUUUGAAGUUUGUUUGUAUUGUACUGCAGCACUAAGUUAUAUACGAACAUCAUAUUUUUGAGACAAACAAUAGACAUUUCUCAUAACAAUCGUCUAUAAACUAGGAAAAUUAAUAGAGUUCCUCUAAUUUAUUCUAUUCAAAUGUGUAUAUUAAGGCAGUUUGUAAUACCUGUAUGUUAUUUAUCGAAUUGAA